Molecule: messenger RNA, 405 nt
Organism: Saprolegnia parasitica CBS 223.65
Lineage: Eukaryota; Oomycota; Saprolegniomycetes; Saprolegniales; Saprolegniaceae
Exons: 1
Coding region: 1-405 (134 amino acids)
Biological process (GO): regulation of cell differentiation
Cellular component (GO): membrane
Source: RefSeq, a predicted model, not a curated record
AUGCCGAUCAAGUCUGGGGUGCUCUUUAAGCGCGGCGCGGGCGGCCUCUUUCAGCGCAAGAACUGGAAGCCGCGGUACUUUGAGCUCUCGGACCAUGCGCUGCGCUACUAUACGCACCAAGGCGGCGCGUGCAAAGGACAGGUUUGCCUCGACGACCUCGACUCGAGUGCGCUCGAGCUCAUGCCGACCGACCUCCCCAAGACAGGGUCGUCGGCAUCCACGGGCUGGCGCAUUGCGAUCCAGACGCCGACGCGUCGCUUUGUCGUGGCAGCAGCCACGCACCGCGAAAUGACCGAGUGGAUGGCGGCCCUCUUGACGAUCUUGGCGUCGCAUGCGAAACCAAAACCAACCAAGCAUCGGAAUUCGAAUUGCUUUUGCCCGCGCCCGAUCGUUGCCUUGCGAUGA